AUGGCUCAGAAGAGAGAGAAAGAAGAAACGGAGCUCAAGGUCCCCAAAAAUUUACCUAUUUGCACCCCUCAGGCGCCGAUUCCAUCACCGCCUGUACAGCUGUCCGUUACCGGAGGUAAUUGUGAGAGAGCGCCUGAUGGCUCGGAUCCGAAGGUUCCUGGCAACGACGAACAAAGAACUAGCUCGGCGACGUCACCGGAGAGGUCAGAUCUGGUGGCUGCUACGCAAAAGGUUGGACGAUUAGCUGCGGAGGUGGAGAAUCGGGGCGGAUUGAAGAGACCUAGAGAGGUGACCCGGUGUUCCGGGUCCGGGUGCAGGAAAAAGAUCGGGUUGAUCGGAUUUCGAUGCAGAUGUGGAGAAAUGUUCUGUUCCAAGCAUAGAUAUUCAGAUCGGCACGAUUGUACCUAUGACUACAAAGCGGCUGGCCGGGAAGCCAUAGCCAGGGAAAAUCCUGUUGUAAAAGCUGCAAAAAUCCUCAAGGUUUGA
This is a messenger RNA of Fraxinus pennsylvanica, 486 nucleotides long. Lineage: Eukaryota; Viridiplantae; Streptophyta; Magnoliopsida; Lamiales; Oleaceae. The record is from the annotation of a GenBank genome assembly.